Molecule: messenger RNA, 5951 nt
Organism: Culicoides brevitarsis
Lineage: Eukaryota; Metazoa; Arthropoda; Insecta; Diptera; Ceratopogonidae
Exons: 6
Coding region: 262-5817 (1851 amino acids)
Source: RefSeq, a predicted model, not a curated record
GUCGAGCGUCUUACUUUAAAAUUAAAAUUAAAGUGUGAAUUUAUCCAAAUUUAAGUGCUUAAACCUGAUAUUUGCCAUAAAAGAUGCAGCUUCUCAUCGAAUAACACGAAAAUAAUUCGCCAAACAUCAAAUUCAAAGAGAAAAUUGAAGUUCAAAAUUGCUUGCAUGGAACUCCGUCACAAAGAAACAUUCUUGGAAAUAAUUUUUGAUUAAAUUAAAAGUAUCCACGCCAAUUUUCAGGUGUGUCAAAAAUUGUCCGCCAUGAUGGAUUUUGAAACACGUGUUCAGGAACUCAACAAAUACGUACCAAUCCUUGAUGGAUUUAUUGCGAAAUUAGAGGAAGAUCCAACAAAGGCAUAUCACAUUCAGUCGAUCAGAAAUGUAAAGUGUCUCAUCACGGAACAGCUACUCACCGAAUCAAACAUCAGUAAAUGCGAAGCUGUUUUACGAAAACUCGAUCAAAUGCACAAAAAGGAGCUUCUUGACCAAGAACUUCAAGAACGCACUGAAAGUCUUAUGACUCGCUACUUACCAUUUCUCGAAAAUUGCAUCCAAAAGUUGGAAAAAUGUGAAGUAUCUGUUAAAACUGCGAGUCAUCUUGCUACUAUUCGAAAACUUAAAGAGUUGUUGGAAGGUAGACGACUAACACACGAUAACAUUGACAUUUGUGAACAAAGUUUACAAAAAUUGGAUGAAAAAGUUGAAAAGAACACGAUCGAUCGUAUUCGUGCUCGAAUCGAAUCUGAAGACGAUGUAAAUUCGGAAAACACUGAAGAGCAUGAUGAUUUGGUCAAAAAAGCCAAAAUUAUACCAUUUGAUGAUAAUGUCUUAAUUGAUAUUACGAAUGGCGAUGAUCGACUUAAUGUUUUAGCAUUUACACAAGACCCGCGAAAGAAGAACAAAGCUUAUAUCGAACGGCGAAACGCUCCCAAUAAGACCUAUUUGUUAGAAAUGAUUGUUCCGUACUCGGAAAAUCGUUUAGCAUUACGUUUCAAUCCCACGAAAAGAGUUGAAAAUAUGCAACAAGAAGUAACAACAACAAUUCAACCUAUGGAUCAUGUCAUGCAAAGACGAUCUUCUGCAUUCGAUAAUGUUUCUUUGACUUUCAUGAACGCCACAAUGUCAUAUUCGACAGUUUCUACUUCCUCCAUGAACGGUACAGUCAAUACGAUGCCACAAAUGGUUCCUCCGCCUCAGGCACAAAACAACAUUUGCGCGAAUAUUGUUCAAAAGCUGUGCGGGGAAUUCAAUGCGUUACAACAACCACCUGCUACAGUCUUGCCCCCAACUUUUGGAAACCCCAUUUCGUAUAAUAACAGUGUUUGGGAUAACGCCCGAAUAGCAAAUAUGCAACAACAACAAAUUCCGAACGCAAUAAUGCCUGAUUCAACAACUCCUAAUUUCAGUAAUUCUGAUCCUCGGUUAAAUCGACAAACGAAAAGUCAAUUGUACGAUCCCAUUACUGCUUUUGAACCUCCAAACUCGAACAAUUUUGAUGAUCAAUACAAAGAUCGCUAUUCGAGAGAUUACGAUCGUGAUCGAAAUUCAAGAGAUCGAGAUCGUAAUGCACGAGAUUUCGAUCGAAAACGUCACGCAUCACGAGAUCGAAGACCUCCAAGUCCUAAAUAUGAUGAUUUUCGCGGAAAUCGCUCAAAAAGUCCUGAAUAUCGUUCAAAUAACAGACACAGAGAUGAUUUUAGAUCAAACAAAAAUUCAUACGAUCGAAAUAGUAAAGAUCGCCGAUCACAUGAAAAAGAUCGUUCGAGAUCGAAAUCUUUUUCACGUGAUACGCAACGAUCUAAAACCCCGGAUGACGACGAAGAAUGUUGGGAUAAUUUAGUUCCUCCGCUUUCUUCUGACACGUCAAGUUUAGCGUCGGAAAGAUCGAGCGUAUCUACAAAUGUAUCAAGAGAUCUGCCAAAAUACGAUCGAAAUCGCGAUAGUCGAUCUUCUUCGACGCAAAUUUCAGACAGAGAUUAUCACGCGAAACGCAAUGAGUUCCAUCGAGACAGCAGAGACUCACGUUCAACAAGAGACAGUCGUUCUUCAUCAGUUCAAUUGUCAGAAAAUUCAAGAAAUGACGAAAAAACGCAAAAGAAACAAGAAUCUGAUGAUGAGGAAAAUUGGGAUGAUUUGGUAGCUCCGCUUCCGAGAAAGAGCUCCGAAUCAGUAGAAGCGAUAAAACCUCCGAAUGAACCUGAAAAGUCAAAUUCUGAAAAAUCCUGUUCCUUAGUUGACUACAAAUCCAGUACGGAGUCUGAAAAGUCAAACAAACCAACUCCGAUUAAUCCGAAAACAAGCGUAAGUUUGAAAAAUUCUGAAGCUAAAAAACCACUUGAGUCAAAAAAUAAAGAUUCGAGCUCUCAUAGAACAAGAAGUCCUUCAAAAGAUUCAAAAAUAUCAAAAGAAGGUCCAAAAAGAAUUCUUUAUAUGGCCAGAAAAUCUAUGGAUAACUUGAAAACUGUUCAAAAACCCGACCAAUCGAACAAAAUUUCAACAAAUCGAUUGUCAAGCGAUUCAAUCAAAAGUACCGCGAGUACAUCUAGUUUCAAAAUUCCCAAAAUUUCGGAUCGUAUUUCUCAUGAUGGUUCAGUUAAGAAGAAAAAACAAGAAAAACCUGUCGAAGAACCUCCCAAAGGUUCGUUAAAGCAGAAAGAUUUUGCAGCUGAAUUGAGUAAAUUAGACGAGCCGCGACAAAAACCGAAGAAGGAAGAAAAACGAAAACAAGAGGAAAAAUCAAAACAAGAAGAAAAAACGAAAAAAGAUUCCGAAGUCGACAAAGAUUCUCUACUCGAACAACUGUCAAAAGUUUACGGAGCGGAAAAAUUGGAUAAAAUCAAGGCAAUUUUAGAAGCAGAGGAAAAAAGCAAAACCGAAAAGAAUAAAAAGAAGAAACGCGUUCGAACUUUAUCCUCUGAUGACGAGGAAGAAGAAGAAGAAUCCAACAAAAAACGACCCAAAGUUGAUAAAAUUAAAACUGAACCUCCUGAACUUGAUGAAUAUCAACCAGAAUCUGCUCAACCAUCAAAGAAGAAAGAAAGAAGUUCAAAAUCCAUUUCAGAGUCUCAUUCUCAACCGAAGAAGAAAUCAUCAACAUCCUCAGAAAUUGAUCCUGCAACGAAAAAAAUUAAAAAGGAACCAAUCGACGAACCUGUUGAAAAAGAGAAAAAUCAUCAAAAAUUCAAAUUAAUUGAAAUUUCUCCGGAAAGAUUCCCUGAACCUUCAAAAUCAUCUGCGAAAAAACCGAAAAAGAAGAGUGAACUUGCGAAAAUUGAAACACCUGUCGAAGAGAAUCGUGUAAAAUAUAUUGAAAUAUCUCCCGAAAGACUACCCGAACCUCCAAAAUCUUCUCCAAAUAAGCCGAAAAAGAAGCGUUUGAGUGAACUUGCCAAAUUAAAUGAAGAUAUCAAUUCGAUGUUUAUACGAGAUGCUGUGCUUCAAGCCACCGGUCGUCGUCAAUUGAAGUCUAAAGAGGCGUUCGAAGAAGAAAUUUACGGAAUAAAAGUUCAAAAAUGCUCUGUUCGACUUACCAGAUGUGAUGCUUUGGUCAAAAAAUAUCAAAAUUCUCCGAAAAUUAUGAAGAAAUCAAAUGCUCGGGUAACCAAACAGAGUCCAAAGAAGCAGAAAAAAGUUACUCAGCCAGUAAAUGAAGCUCAAAGUGACGAAGAUGAAGGAGAUCAUUACGAAUUAAUUGAUGAAAACGUCCGAAAUAUCGAUAAAAAUUACCAUUUCCGAUCUGAACCAAUGAAAUGCUUAAUUUGCACUUUUGAGGGAGUCGAAAUUGUUGAACAUUACCUGAAAAUGCAUCCGAAAAAGGGAGUUUUCAUCUCUCGUUUUCCGCCGGAAAAGGCACAACUUGUAAAAGAUAAUCCAAUUGCGAAAAACACCGAGCCUUUUGACAAAAAUAAGUCUCGCAGCACAAAAUUGACAGCUUCUUGCAGUUUUUGCUUGAAAAAUCUCACACUGGAUCGUCGUAAUUGGAAAAUGCAUUUUAUGAAGCACACCGGAGAAUUUCAAUGCAAAAAUUGUAAAGUAUCGGAUGCACAUCCCGUCGACACAAAAACAUACAUUACGAAAUUUCCGCACGCUGGUUCCUGUAAAGGCACGAAAAUAUUCACAAUUGACGCUAUUCAGUUCCAUGGCGAGGGUCUGGAUGCUUUCAUGUGUCCCGAUUGUCAUUUCGUGCAACUAUUGGAGGGAAAUAUGCGUCAACAUUUCAAAUUCGAACAUGCAAACUCGAAAAAUGUGCAGCCAAUUCGCUUUUUGAUCAUCGGUUUCAGGUUUUUGAAUGACGAACACGAAACUUCCGUUGAUGAUACGACAGAUACUUUGUCAGAAGAGGAGACGGCGGUACCCUUAGAACAUGGAUAUGCUCAAAAUACAACAACAACAAUUGAAAAUACCGAACCUGAAGAAGUUAAUUAUGAAAAAGUCGUCGUCAAAGAAGAACCAUCAACGUCAACGACGAGUCCUUCGAUCAAUAAUGACACCAAAAAUGCCUUUUCUCUCACAAUUAAUCCAAAAAAUCGCAUGAAAGUUUGGUCUCCGAAUCCUUCGGCGAAGUUUCCCGCUAAUAUCGAUCGAAUGCUGAAACCCGAUUGUUUGUAUGCCUUUUACAAGUGCAUGCAUCCAAUGUGUAGUUUCUUCACUUCGACAAAAACUUCGAUGGAAUAUCAUCUGGAGACGCAUGGCUUGGAUCAAAAUCAGGCAAUCGAGUGUUGUUACUGCGAUGAUUUUCGUAACGGAAUGCCAUCUUAUUUCGCGCAUAUGGAAACACAACAUCUCUCUAACAUCUACCAGUGUGCAUAUUGCUUCUAUCGAUCAGUGGCUGCCUUCAACGUUUUCAUCCACGAAUCGCACUAUCAUCGAGAAGAACCGAAAAAAAUCCUCAUUUGUGCGGGAACGCCGCAAGUUCUUCAAGGACAAUUGGAUAACAUUUACGUGAAUCGAACGAAAUAUGUUCCGCAACUAAAAUGUUCAGUUUGCUUAUAUAGUACUUACAUCCAAGACGAUUUCAUGAAACAUCUGAGAAGUCAUCCGGAUCCCGAUAUUAAAUGUCAAUCCUGCACGACAAUGGUCCCAAAAGGGUUCAUGUUGAAACAUUUGCUUACCCAUCGCAUUGGCUUGUACGAAUGCAAUUACUGUUUUUAUGGCACAAUGAGUCUCGAUAGUAUCCGUCUUCACAUGUCAACAGUACAUCCGACGAAAUUAUUGUAUGUUACAGCGCGAUUGAAACGAAAUUCAUCAUUGAAGACUUUGGAUAUUACGAAGCUCGCAUCAACAGUUUUAGCGCACAUUGGAGAAAACGUCGACCCAGCCGUAAUCGUAACUCAAGAAAAUAGUCUCGUUUCGCAGCCAAAAGUUGUUCCCGAAGUAACAAACGUACCGAAAAUCAGCUCAAUUGUCUCCUUUGGCGAAGCAAAAAUGUCCUCAAACACGAUAAAAGUUGUGAAUCCCGUCAAACUCGGUGUCCAAAAGCCAUCAAAAACGUUACAAAUCUCCCCGAAUGCGAAACUAAUUCUCACAAAUGCCGCUACUUACAAGCCCGGCACAAAAGUAAUCUUUAAACAAGUCGCUGCAAAACCCAUUUCGCCUACAGUUAAAGUCAUCAAUAUGGCAGAUGGGAAAUUUGUGCGAUUGGAUGGAGCGUCGCUGAAACCAAUGACGUCGUUACUUAAGCCGCCUUCGAGACCAAAUAUUAGCGUUAUGCCGUCAACAAGUGUCGUCGAAGAAGAUUUCGAUAUUAGCACGAUUCAAGAAAUCAAGGAAGAAGUCAAUUUGGGAGCUACUUUGCUGGAUGACGAUGAGUUAAUGUAAAAAUAUUACUUUUAAGGUUGUAAAAAAAAUGUUAAAAUAUUAUAGAAAGGUGAUAACGAUUUUGUUUUUUGUUGUUGAUAAAUAUCGCAAAAUGGCUUCUUAUGAGAAGAAUGUUGAUAAAUUAGAGACAUGUA